Messenger RNA from Pieris rapae (cabbage white), 5298 nucleotides. RefSeq lists its product as uncharacterized. The transcript is spliced from 21 exons. The coding region runs from base 327 to 3866 and encodes 1179 amino acids. The record is from RefSeq and is a predicted model, not a curated record. Lineage: Eukaryota; Metazoa; Arthropoda; Insecta; Lepidoptera; Pieridae.
UCAGUGUUUUUUUCGUACGAACUCAAGAUGGCGGCCAAUUUACGUGAACGCAGGGACGAGUAGAAAACUAAUUCGCGUUCUCAUGUUAAAAAUAGUGUUUUUAUUGUGAUAUUAAUGUAUAUAUCAUUCUUUAUCUAAGCGUAUGUGUCUAUGUGCUAUAUGUUAUGAGUUAUCGAUGUUUUUGAAGUCAUAUGUGCAAUAUUGCUAUACAAGGCAUAAAAAAUGUUCAGUGUUCAAUUGUGAUUAUUAUUUAUAUAGUGAUAGUUCUCCUUUGGGCGUAAAGAUGCUUGUUAUUGGAUGAUAUUGGUGAUUUCACUUUCGCUAGUAUGGAAAAAGCGAAAGCCUACAUAAAAAGCUCGUUGAAUACGAGCGGCGGGCCCAACCUUAGCCCGCCGGCGACCAACGGGAACGGAAGUAAUACUCCCGGGGCGGGGAAGUCUCCCGUCUCACCUGCCCCCGCCGCCGCCUCCGCUAUGCCCGCCGCGCCCGCUGCACGCGACGCUCCCGACGAGCGCGUGUGCUUCGUGUGCGGUGGGAAUGGUUUCAGCGAUUACUUCACUAUACGGGUGAAGCCCGAUCCGCAGAGCAGCGAGCCCUACUUUCCGUUCCUGGGUGCUCACGCGGCGCCGGCCGGCUACCGCGCCGAAGGCGACGAAGAAGGCACCGUUAAGUGCUGUUGCGUGUGCUAUACCUUCUUGAGAUCGCAGUGGGAGCAGUACGACAGAGAGAACAAACCUCACACGCAGCGAUUCUACUGGAUGAAGAGGCUGGACGGGAAGCCUUUUAUUGGGGCCGACAUGUCCUUCCAAGGCGAGUACGCGGCCCAGGUGCUGGGUCUGGGUGCAGAUGGGACCAACGCGCGGGACGGGGGAGACGCUCCUCCCAGCGCACCCACCGCGCCGCCCACGCCCCGUCCCCUCCACGAACAGACCCCGAGGGCCAUCUCGCCCAAGAAAGAGCACGGCAAGUUCAACAAUGUCGGAAGGACGUCGCAGACGCGCUUCGGCGCAGGGGGCGUGGAAGAAGAAGGCGUGCUGGACCUGCGGGCGAGGGAUCCCUCCGUCAUCUCCGUGGGAUCUCAGCACUCGGGCACCUCGGAGCCAGCCGGCUACCUCGACGCGGUCAGGUCGACCGUGUCCGUCUACUCGGGCAACUCGAACUCGAGCUCGGACAGAGACAUCUUGGACCUGUCGAUGCCGGACAAGAACUGCAUGACGGAGGUCUGCUACGUCUGCGGAGACGAGUACCGCCGAGGGGCACUCGUCAAUCUACACACCACUUCGCCCAAGGACAAGUGUAACAAGCAGGCGUACUUCCCCAUAUUCGGCGAGCAGCACCCGCGGCCUCCUCGCUCCAGGCCCAAGGACGCCGCGGGGACCGUCCGAGCCUGCGUCGCCUGCCACACGCACCUCGUGCACCAGUGGAACUCCUACCAGAUGCGAGGCGUACCUCCCCACGAACGCGUAUACACUCUGCGGACGCGGCCGCCUUCAUUGCUUCCACCUUCGCCGCUGAGCCUCGCCUCGAGCGGAGAUAAGUCGGCAGCGCAUGCGCAUUCCCCUUCCCUGGAGCGUCCACCCAGUCAGACCACGGCUACGUUCGUGUGCUACGUGUGCGGUGUCUCGGCGCCCAGUUCGCAACUCCGGCUGGUGUACUGCUGUCCCAACCCGGAGAGAGAACCCUACUACCCUUUCAUAUAUAACCUCAAACCCCACCCCGACGCGAGCCCUAUUAGUCCACAGGGAAUGGUGCAGAUCUGCGCGUCGUGCAACAAGAGCAUCCCGCACAAGCAUCCCGCCUUCAGCGAAAACGGAGAUGUCAACCUCAACAAUGCGCACACGAACAAUAAUAUUAGGUUUAAGCCGUACGAGAUGAAGAGCUCGGGCGUGGCGACGAAGCGGCCGUCCAGUGCGCUGGCGGCCAGCCCUCACUCGCACUCCGUCAGCGGAGAGAACGGGUUGGGCCUGUACCGGUGCUACGUGUGCGCGGGGCUGUUUCCGCAGCAGUCCAUGGAGUGGCUGUCGACGAGCGCCGAGUACAUGAACUCGCACGCCAUGCACUUUCCGUGCCUGGCCGUGUGCGGGGCGGGGGCGGGGCCGGGCGCCGGGGGGGCCGGGCCGCGGGGCGGGAGGGUGCUCUCCUGCUCGCGCUGCGUGCGCCACCUGGCCCGCCAGUGGGAGCUCAUGGACGCCGAGCGGGUGCCGCUGGAGCACCGGCGCUACAACAUCCCGUCCCCCCUGCCCUCCAACUCCUCGGUCGGCGGCGAGAGGGUCAUCCCCACGCCGCCCUCCACCGCCUCGGACCGGACGGUGGCCAGCAAUAGCGCCUGCACGUCGAUCUACUGCUUCCUGUGCGGGCUGCACUCGGACUUCACGUUGGCGCGGAUCCUGUACGGGCAGCCGCAGGGCAACGCGCCGUACUUCCCCUGUCUGCUCACGCAUCAGAGUCAUCCCAACGCGGAACAGUUGCGAGAGAACGGUUCCGCCCUAGUCUGUACCUUCUGUUACCAUUCCUUGCUCAGUCAGUGGAGGAGAUACGAAGAGAGCGGCAACUUCCCGGCGGAGAGACGAGCCUACAACACGCACGACUACCAUUGUCAUCUCUGCGCGGUCAAGACCUACAGGAAACGGGUGCGGGCCUUGCCCAUCAAGGAAUUCCCAUUCUUGAGCCAGAGGAGAACUGAAAAUUCGUUGUUGUUGGAGAACGGCGACUACGCCGUCGUGUGCUUGGACUGCUACGAGAGCUUGAGGACGCAGGCGCAGGACUACGAGCGCCGAGGCGUGCCCGUGGAGAAACGCGAGUACAACUGGCUGCAGCAGCCUCCGCCGCCCGAGGACAGCGCCGACGUCACCAUCGCCCGACUGCCCUCGGGGGACCGAUCCGACAAGCUGAUUCCGCAGUCCCUGGUUGUGGGUCGCGGUAAGCGCCACAGUCCCAGCGGGAAGCCCCCGCCCGAGCGAAGACCCACUCCCGCGCACCACAAGAUCGACAAGCACGAUGCAGGUGUGAGUGCGAAUAAAAUUGCCAAGCGGACGGAACUGGCGGCGAACAAGGGCGGUCCUUUUGCGGCGGCGUUACGCACGCUCGCGAAAAACGCCGGCCCAGACGCUAAAGAUGGAGCGGGCGGCGGACCGACGGCAGGGGACAGGGACGCCGGCAAGGACAAGCCACCUCCGGCUCCGACCAAGCGCGCCUCGCCACACCACCUGCCGGCCUCCGGCUUCCAGCCCUAUCGCCCCGACGACAGACUGUCGCAUCCCGCGGCUUCGUUCCCUCUGCUGGAGCCGGCCACUUACUCGCCCUACGCGCACCCGGGACUCUACUCCAGCGCCGCUUUGCAAUACAGGCUCGCGGCAGAGGAGCAAAUCUACCUGGAGCGCAUGUUCAGGGGCGGAAUGGGCGUCGGUUGGCUGCCGCCCUAUUCCGCCUAUCCUCUCCUCGCCCCGCCUCUAUCCUUGGUGCAUCCGGGACACCCGGGUCACCCCGGUCACCCCGGCCAUCCGGGACACCCGGGCCACCCCGCGCAUCCGGGUCAUCCGGCACAUCACCAGCACGCGGCGCACGCGCACGCUCUGCACGACGAGAGGGAGAAGGAGAUAGCGCUGCAGAGGGAGAGGGAGAGAGAGCGGGAACGCGAACGGGAGAGGGAAAGGGAGAGAGAGCGAGAGCUUCGAGAGAAGGAAGCCCGGGAGAGAGCGCAGAGGGAGAAGGAGUCUCGUCGCGCCGCGGCCCCGCCCCCGCUGCUCUACCGGCCCUUCCGGCCUUACGAGCCCGACCCCGGUGAGCAGCCCACUUCCGCUCCGCAGCCGGUGCAGCCCGCGCCGCAGCCCACCGCCGCAUCCGCCACGCAGCCCGCCGCGCUCUGACACACCGCCCGGGGCCCUGAGGGGGGCCGAUAGCGUCUCCUUCGCGUCCGCUGAAGCUUCAGUCCCUCCGUGAGCGAGAACUCACGUUCGGUUUCAAAUCGAUCGAACUUCGCGACCGAAGUCUCGUCGAAUCGGUUUGUCUGGUCAGUUGUGAUAAAAGAGGAGAGCUGUAUCUGUACCUCCACAGAGGUAUCGAUGUGAAUUGUGAUAGUCUCAGUCCAGACGGGGCCGGGCCGCACGUUUAGCUUUGCGCCGACCGAAUCGCAUUCCCCGGGGAGGGCUUCGACGACCGACGGACGAGUCGUCUCAAACUGUUUAGGUGAUAACCAUGAAGGUACAAAAUUUAGUUAGAGAUUUAAAAAUCUGUUCUUUUCGUGAAUUGACCGUUUUAUAAAUGAGAUUCCUUCGACGAAAAGAAAUCCUUGAAUUUCAAAAGACUUAUAAAUUAUAAACGUUUAACUGUUGAAAAUGUUUAUAACAUCACCGAAGACUUUUACUCUCGCGGUAAACUUCACACUUUACUUUAGAUUUAGAGCGAUUUAAUAGAACGGUAAGGUCGUAUUAAAGAAAUGUAAUAUUUGGGCGUUCGUCAACCGAGUCUUCCGAUCUCUCUAUCCGAAAUCCUAUCCUCAUAACAAUUGUUAGCUACCCUUUUUCGUCUCUUUCCAUCGUAUCUCAAACACGAUUCGACAGAAAGAGAAAAACGCCGAACUUUUCUAGUGAGACGCCUGCUUUUAAUAUUACCUUAUCGUUUUACGAGUCGACGAAGCGAAGUUAGCGAACGAAGCGAUCUGCCAGGAGCAGCGCGUGCGCGGUCCUGUACUAUAUUGUAUUCCCGUUUACUAUAUUUUAUAUUAUAUAAUCAUCGCUGUAUAAUAAAUACGUGUUACGAUUGUCACGAGCGCCGUCGAUCCGCCGUCUCGCCCGUGAAUGUAUGAAUCGGAACAAACUCUUGUGAUUGAAAACUAUGUACUUAUUGUGGACGGACGGAGCGAUCUCUGCUCCGUGGAGACGGCGAGAGAAGAGAAAAUGUCUAUUAUGUGUUCGGCUUGCGUUUUCUACCUCGGCGUGUCGCGACGUGUGAAGGCCUACGUUCGAAGUUCUCUCGGCACCCGGCGACGUUCGGUCGUUUGCUAAAGCAGUUGUAAUAUUUAUUCACUAGAUGGCGCCGAAACGUGCGGAUCCCCGCCCGCGCAUCUGUGAUACGCCGUGGGCGGUGCGACUCGACCGGUCGUCGCCGAGAGACGAUCCUCUUUCUGUAUCAAUAGAUAGACUUUAUUAUUAAUUGUAGCUCGUAAUAGGUGUUCAAUACUUUUGUUUUCUUUUUGUAAGCGAAGCAUUUAGCCAUGUAAAUAUAAUAUAGAUACGAUAUGGACAAUACCUAACAAGUGAAAAAGUAUGAUUUUAUUGAAAAUACAUUCGGUGAAAUUGA